AUGCGUGAUGCGAAAGGAGACUCUCGCCAGUGGACGCGGGUGGGGAACCAGCCCAAGAGUGGAGGUGCGGAGUUGUCCAAGGCUCCGUGCCCACACUGCGGAUGCAAGAAGAACCUCUCGCACUACUGGUUCUGCAAGCACUGCCUCGAGCCGCUCGCUUAUGUGGCGUCUGGGCCCUACCUCCGCUCGGAUCGGUCCCGUCUCACGGAGAACAGUUCCAAGGGAAAGCCGACCCUGCCGUCGGGGUUGCAGCUACAGGCCUCGGGGUGGGUGGGCCAAGGCGGUGGCUCAAAGGCUGAUGCUUGGACGAAGUACUCGAAGGACGACAUCCCCAAGCUGCGCCUCAUCCAAGAGAAUUUCCAGAGCUUGGGCGAUUCGGCCCAGGCGGCUGUGUAUGCUUCUUACAUCGACAGGCUGCAGAGAGCGGGCCCGCGGGCUCCCACGGUCGGUGUGUGCCAACACGCCAUGCGUGAGGCCAAGCAGCACUUGGAGAAGCGUGUACGUGUGGCCGAGAAUCUCCAAUGUCAGCUGGUCCAGGCUCAAAAGGCUGCUGUGCAAGCCAUGCGUGAGUUCGAGGCGGUCAAGCUCCUUGCCUCGGAGGUGCCCCCGGCGGAGCCUCCAGCAGCUCAGGCGGAGGCGCCGCGUCAUGGCUUCAGCCUGGAGAAGCUGCUGGGCGGCGAAUCUUUCGAGAUCUUCGAGGACGACGGGCUCUUCGGCUUGGAGGCUGAAGGCGUCGAGGUCACCGACCCCGAGAAGGAGGAGGUGGCCAAGCGGAAGCAGGAGGUGGAGCAGACCAUCAGGCGCGCGGUCACCGAGGCAUUCGGGGCGGUACGCGUGCGCGCGCAGGAGCUGGUUGCGGAGCAGAAGGCCUUCAAGCAGCGCAUGUUGUCCAAGAGACGGCGUGUGGAUGAAGUGUCCAGUGCUGCCCCUUCGGGGGCCGAUGCUCCGACUGCCGAAGGUCUCCAUGACGAUGAAGCGCGUGAGGGUGUGGCUGCUGCUAGAGCCGCACCACCUCCACCCCAGGCACCUUCUCAGGAGUCGGUCGCAGCGGCCGUGGAUCUGGCAGGCCGUGGAGGUCUGCACUCCCCAGUCGACGAUGAUGUGGAGGACUUGGCCAAGGACUGCGCUGCCGCUACACGCCUGGUGCAUGCUGGAGUCGGGUACUUCGACAUCUACAUGUGCUGCGGCUUGGGCUACCUCGUCGGGGUCGCUACAUUCGCCCACCAUGAGACCACUGAGACUCGGGAGUUCGUGUUGGAGACGCGCAAUGCCACGUCAUGGUCUUCCCUUCAAGAGUUUCUCGUGAAUGAGGCCGAGUCGUCAGCGGUCUUCCUGCGGGAGGUGGCCACGGACGAGGAUACCCAGAAGGCUCGAGAGGACACCAUUAAGGCCCACGGCUGGCAGCUGGCUCUCAGCCCGUCUGUCGUUACUGAGCGAGGGGGAUUGUCUGCUGGGGUCGGCAUCGCGGUCAGGAAGCACAUCGGCAUGGGUAAGGCCCCCAACUUGGUGAAGGCGCCCCGCGGUCCUCGCAGGGUCCUGGCGACGCAUGUCAAUAGUUUUGUUCCUGGAGGCUUUAUCGCUGUCAGCCUGUACUCGUGGGAUCGGGACCCGCUGGGGUCCACCAGCCACAAGUGGAGGACCAUCGAUUUCUUUGUGGUCAGCCGUGCUCUCCUCGGGGUCUGCCACAAGGUUGCCAGGCUGGCUCCCCCCGUUGGAAGUGCUAUUUUCUUCAGCACCAAGCAGUGGCACGGCCUGUUCUGCGCGGCGACCAAGCUCGCGACCAAGCACGAGCUGGCCGCCAAGUCGGACCGAGGGGCGAAAUGGAUGACCUGGGUCGCCGAAGCUGUCUCGGAUGGGGCUGGUAAGGCCCACAAGUAUUCGAAACCCUCCAUCGGUUGGAUCCCCUCCACCAGCCUCCAGGGAGCCCCACCCCCUGGGCCUCAACAGCAAGUGGACGAGCUCUGGGAGGCUUGGAAGGGAGUCUGGAAGCCGUCACCUAAGUCGGAGGCCAUGCCAGAGCCUGUGGCCUACUGCACCUCCCUCUUGCAGCAGCAGGCUAGCGAGAGGGGGGUUUCUGUUGAGGAUCUGUGCCCACCUGUCCGCGACCCUGAAGUCAUCAGGAGAGUGGCUUCUAAGUUCAAGAGGUUCGCGGCCCUAGGAAUCGACGCGCUGCGCCCCAGGGAGCUGGCCAAUCUCCCGGGCGGGGCCCUCAAGUGCCUCGCCCUGCUCUGGCAUUGGCAGGAGUGCUCGGGCAUCUUCAGCUCUGCCAUCGCUCUCAUCCUGUUGGCGCAGCUUCCUAAGCCUGAAGGAGGUUACCGACCCAUCGGCAUCGAGAGUGGGGUCAGCCGGGUUUUCCACAAAAUUGCUAGGCACGAGGCUGUGGAGUGGGAGGAUCGUCAUCCUAGGUCAUACCACUACGGAGUCAAGGGGAAGUCUUGCGAGAGGGCCGUCUGGGAGCAGAGUCUCGCUGUUGAGAACCACAGCCUCAUGGGGUUCACCGCGGGGCUCACUUUGCUUGACCUCACCAAGGUGGUCCAGACUCGUCUUGGGAAUGCUGCGGCCUACUUAUGUGGGCUGCUGGAGGGCCAACUGCUGGUUGUCUCGGAGUCGAAAGGCAAGGUUUUGUCCUCGUGUUCAUCGGUGGCCCGUGGGCUGGCCAAGCGUCUGAGUAAAUGGAAGUUCACCGCCCCUGCGGCUACCAAGAAUCUGGGGUGCGACUUUGGGAUGGGGCCCAAGGGUCGCAGGUCCGGGGCCGUCGUGGGGUCCCGUCUUCGCAAGAUCAAGGGUCGUCUAUCCAAGUUUCGCAGCUUCCGCAGCUCUUUCCAGGGGCUCAUGAAGGUCAUCAGGGGAGGGGCGCUCCCGCAGGGCAUGUACGGGGCCAUGGUCAAAGGUGUUGACGAUAGGCAAUGCCGCAACGAGGUUAGCAAGCAGAGUAAGAAGAAGGCGUGGUUACUGUCUGGCUUGGCUGCAGGUGGCUUUCCUACGCAAGCAGUGCUGUAUGAAGAUCGCAGGGUUGUGGAUGUCAGGUGCCAGGUUUGCUUCGACGAGCCUGGGGCGCAGAUGCACCGUCUCUUCAGAUGCCUUGCGCAUUGUGGGCUCAGACGGCACCUCGACUUGCAGGAGCUUCAACAGAGAGCCUUCGAGCCAGGUGCUGAUCUACUUUUUCUCACGCGUGGGCUGGCUGUGCCCCGGGAGGCAAAGUGGCCACCGCCAGUCCAGCACGAGUAUGUGAAGUGGGACAAG
Molecule: messenger RNA, 3243 nt
Organism: Prorocentrum cordatum
Lineage: Eukaryota; Dinophyceae; Prorocentrales; Prorocentraceae
Source: the annotation of a GenBank genome assembly